Bursaphelenchus xylophilus (pine wood nematode) is the source of this 11107-nucleotide messenger RNA. NCBI's taxonomy places the organism in Eukaryota, Metazoa, Nematoda, Chromadorea, Rhabditida, Aphelenchoididae. The record is from the annotation of a GenBank genome assembly.
AUGAUGUAAUUGUAGUAGGCCUUUUGAUUAUUUUUACCGAUUUUUUGAAGAAAAUUUUAUGUAAAAUACGAUAGUUUGACCUUUCGGUAGCUUAUAAAAGUUCAAAAAAUCUGAUUUUUCAUUUUUCCAGAGUAAUUCGGACAGAUCCAAAUGCAUAUUUCGAGUGUUGGAACGGCACGCUGCGCUCCGACAAAUGCAUUGAUGGCUAUAUUUUUAAUCAACCGGAGCAGCGAUGUCAGCCGGCGGAAGAUCACACUCUCAGGAAACGGUCAAGUAAGCAAUAUAGUUCACAUUUCGUAUCUUCUAUAAUACGUAUUUUACCAACCAAAACUGUAAAAUUCAUUUACAACGGAGGUUGUUUAAUUGUCAUUUUCAGUGGGUGUUGCGGGCGCCUCACGAACCGGCGACAUGUGUGCCUUCAACACGGACUGUCAGAGUGGAAUGUACUGUUUUAAUGGAGCGUGCACUUGCCUAUCGGAUUAUGUGGCCAUCGCUGGAUAUUGCUGGCAAAGUAAGUGAAGAAAUAUAGUACAAUAAAGGCGGUACCAGGUGUCUCAAGUUUCGCUUUUGAACAUAGUUUUUUCUGGAGAAAGACUUGACUCAAAGAAAGUGUGACCCAGCGAAAUAGCUUGUAUUUUACAGACUUGUUAUUUUUUUGACAUAAAGCGGAGCUCAAAUUUAAAAAUUUACAGUGGCGACCAGUGGCAAAAAACAUACGAUUUUGCAUCCGACAAGUAUCGAAAAAUGUAGCAAAACGCAUCCUUCUUUAACGACAGAACUCGGUUAUGAAGAGCGCGCUUUUGAAAGCGGAGUCUUUUCACUUGAAGAGCUAGGUGUUUUGCCACAUUUUUGAUACUUCCCGGAUGCAAAAUCGUAUGUUUUUCUACCACUGGAGUCGAUAAACUGAGGCACUUUUUCGGGAAUUUGUCACAAGUUCGAAUUAACGCUUUAAUGUGCUGAAACGCUAUUGUAAUAUCAUCGCUAGGGUACCCUUUUUUACUUCCGGAUUCUUGGGUGAAAAAAAGAUAAAGAUUUGCGUAUUUUACAAAAAACUCAUAUUUUUCAAUGAAAGAAACAGUUGACACAAAAUCCAAAACUUGUGAAACACUUGACCCUUGCAUAGAAAUUUUGCGUUUUGCCAUGCUUUUUUAUCAUUUUAAAUAUUUUAUAUUCUAGUUUCAACUAAAUUUCCACCUUUUCUUCAGAAGUCAACCCGGGCGAUUCCGGUUGCGUCGAGGACCUCCAAUGCGACGCCGUCUGGCCGGGCGCCAAAUGCUCUCGCGCCGGGAUGUGCGAAUGUCCCGAAUUUACAACUCCGGCCAAGACACGAGACGGCACAAUGUGUGUGUCGGCGGGGGUACCGCCCGCUUGCCCAUUGCCGGAGCCAAUCAACGCCGAACUUCCGAAUCCGGCCACGCUGUUGGCGAAUCCCACCACACACCCGUUGGGCGCCGACUCCUAUAUGCCGGUGCUGUGCAGCAGCGGCUCCAAUGAGGUGAUCAACAGCAACGGAGGCGACGGCUCGACCUGGUGCAUCUACCCCGACGGCGACAAUGACAUCUACAUUGCGGACAUUUACAAUUGCAUCCCGCAUCCGCAAGUCAAACACGAAUUUUUCCCUGAGUAUUCGGACACGAUUGAUGGGAUUUGUUGUCAUUCCCGAGCUUUUGUUUGCGUUCAGCCGAUGGAACAGGGUGAGGAGCCGAGUGUGCCGAGAUGGUGGUACAACUCGGUCACCGGCACUUGCUCGCAGUUCUUGUGGGACCCGAAUCAGGCGGAUAAUGUGUCGCCGAACAAUUUCAGGACUGUGGAACAUUGCGAGAGCUAUUGCAGAGAUAGUAAGUUAAGAUUGUAUCAGUUUUCUUUCGAAAAAGAGGAUUUUUGUCUUUGAAUUGAGAGAAAAAAGUAUGAUCACCCCUAUAUGAACGGCUAUUGUCAGAUAGAAAAUCAGGACAAAAUUUUGCACAAAGUAGCUAAAAAAAUUCCGAGAUUCCGAGCUUGCGAUGUAGAGAAACAGCCGAGAUUUUUUGGUAUAAAGUUGGUGAAAAUUGAACACUUUUUUGUGAGAGGACACAUAAAAAAUCCCUUUCAUUUUUGCCGAAUAACAUUUCUAUUAAAAAUAAACUUUUUCCGCUCGAAAUUGGGCGGAAGUUAUUAUUAAUAUAAUUUGUUGCGAAAGUAAUGAGCACAAUGCGCUUUCUAUUAUACCUUAGCAACGCCAUUGGCACACCGAGCUUGUGUUCAUUACUUUCCCAACACACUGAUAGCAAACUGUAAUACCAUUUUUGUCGGGAUUCCAUCCGUGUUUUACACGCUCUCUUGGCGGUAAGGGUCGAUGAGUUUUAGGGCUCUCUCGAAAGCUUCUCGGUUGAAGAGGCCCCUGGAUCGAAAAGACCCCAAAAAUGAGUGAAGAGGCCUCCAAAAAAUGGAAAAUAUUUUGCAAAUUUUAAAAAUAUGGUGUGACAUGUUAUACGGCGAAAAAAUUUUGGAGUUUGGGGUGACAUCUUAUACGAUGGAUGCAAUUCUGCAAAAUUUUUUCAAGCUACGGGUCACUUUUGCAACAUGCACUGUGCGAAACCAAAAGUGCAUCCUGCACUGUGCAGAUCUUGUGUUUUGCUUUUGCACCGUGGAAUAGGCUUUUUUCGGGUGUCGGCAAUUGAGAGUAACACCUGCCCCAUCGAGCCAAGUUUUCCUGAUAGAGUCAAGUUUUCUUUCUCCCUAUAAAAGUUUAGCUGAUGGAAUAAAAAUUGCAUAUUAACUGUUUUAUUAUACGGCCGUUCUUAAAAACCACGUGUAAUAUCGACGUAUUUUACCAUCCGAGUCACACACUCUACUCUUAUGACCAAAGCUUUUUUACAGCCUGUCGUCGAGGGCCCGUCCAAUUCAACCAGCACAACCGCAACUCCAUCAUCGACGAGACCCCCAUCACCAACUGCCUCCAUCAUGCUGGCGGGUGUGGCACCGAGUUCCACUGCACAGUCAUCGGCUCCCAUCAACACUGCUGUCCCACCGUCGCCCACAUUUGCAGCGCGAUGGGCGGAAGAGCGCACGAUUACGUGGCGCUGGAGAACUUUGACCGAGGCGUGGCGGUGGCCGGUUAUCGACCGGUCAGUCGGUUCUACUACGACCAGGAGCAGGGAAGAUGCGCCAGCUUUGUGUACGAUGGGCUGGGAAAUUAUAAUAACUUCUUUACCAAGCAGGAUUGUGAGAAUUUCUGCUCCAAAUGUAAGUAUAAUAAAUGGAAUGGAAAGGGUAUAUUCAAAUUUUCAAAGUAUCUCCAUUUUUUUAUCACCGCCAUUUUCUAAAUCCUUUUAGUGGUCUGCGAAUACGGGAAUCCCCUUCGCAUUGGGGAGGAUUGGCAGCGCUGCGAGACCAACAACGACUGCCCCUCCACUCAUCAAUGUGAAUCCGGUCAUAAGGUCUGCUGCCCCACGGCACAAAGCAUUUGCACUCAGCCGAAGCGUUUCGGUGACUGCACCAGCAGUGUGCGGAGGUUCUGGUACAAUGCGGCGACACGACAAUGCGAGCUCUUUCAAUAUACCGGAUGUCAAGGGAAUGAUAACAACUUUGACUCGUUGAUGGACUGUCAGCAGAAGUGCAGGAACAUUGCAUGUAAGUUUGAGGGGGAAAUUGGGUCUUGGAUAGUAUGUAAUAUAGCGAAAUGAUACAGUAAAAAAGGGCCGGGUCCGUUUUCGUAUGUAAAAGAUAAUGAGCUAAUCUCCUUUGACCUACAGUAGCCGGCGCCGUGACAAAUUUGGUUGCCUGCCUCUUGUCAUAACUCUAGUCGACUCACAACAAGUGUCAAGACUUGGAUAGUCGAGGUCUAACGAGGCCCCUAACCUGCCCUCUACUCCUAAUAUUUACUGCCGCUAAUAACCCGGAGAUCACAACUAGAGAACUCUAGGAGAAAAACUGCGAACUCACACGAAUUGACUCCAAUUAGCUCGGACCACCACCGCACUGUGUCAAGGGCACUUCCAACAAAUUAGAAAUAUAUGUUUAUUUCCAAAAACGAGUGACCAAAAAGCGAUCGGUCUAUUACAUUUAUAUCAAAAUAUUUGUCGGUUUAUGCUAAUUUCUGGGAAUUCUUCACGGAAUCGUGACUCAAGAAGCCUUGUCUGAGCCGAUGCGUGGAGUUAAGAACGUUAACUUGGCCUAGUUCAGCAGGCUAGUGACUAACGUGGGCACUACGGGAUUUUUUGGCCAAUAACACUAAACCGUCGACUGAGAUCGUAAGGCGCCGCAGACUGUCGGUCAAAAGAAAGCUAGGAACCUAUUAACCACUAGCUUCCAUGAGGCAAAAUUGGCCAGGGGUAUAUGGUGAGGGCAUAAAGGUAUUAGGGCAAAAAUGGGUAAUGCGGAAAACGUCGAAAACGGCAAGAAAGAAACUACGUUGCAUAGAAGAAAACCAGUUUUUAACAAGUAAUUUCUGAGGUUCCAAGGGCCAAUUUUAGGCCAAAACGGACCUUCAUGGCCCGUCUAUAGAAAAUCCGUUUUUUUGGGUCUUUAGCGGUUUUUGAACAGAGGUUUGACUGACCGCUUUUUUCUUACUAAACGGGAAAAUAUUCAUCGCCGUAUUUUACAAUUUCAGUGGAGCCCAAAUGUCCUCAAGGCCGUGCCCAUCGCGAUGCCAAUGGUCAUUUCUAUCAGUGCUCGAUGAAGAACGGAGGGAAAAUGUGUCCGCCCAACUAUCAAUGCUACUUUGAUGGCACGACCCAUGGAUGUUGUCCGACUAAAGGUAAAAAAAUUAUAUUUCAUAUUUCAAAAUUUCUUUUUCAGCCUACACUUGCAGUUUGAGCCCGGACAAGGGAAUCCAAUGCGGUUCGGGAAGGUCGUUCCGGUAUUAUUUUAACGCCCACAAACAGAGCUGUGAGUCGUUUCAAUACGAAGGCUGCGAUGGAAAUUCCAAUAACUUCCAGAAUGUGGAGGAUUGCCAGGAUUAUUGUGGUGUUGGAGGUACUUUUUUUACCAAAAAAAAUUUUUUUUUAAUUAAUUUAAAAAUCUUUUUUUAUUUUUAUUUUAUUAAUUUUUUUUCUUUCUUUUUUUAUUUCUUUUUAUUAUUUUUUGUCUAUCCAAUCUCCAGGCAACGGUAGUCGUAUUUUACAAACAUCAUCAUCGAAUUUUAGGAUUUUUCGUUUUUUUUUUAUUUUUAAUUUAUUAAAAAAUUUUUUUUUUUUAUUUUCACUUUAUCAUUUUUUUAAUUUUUUUAUUUUUUUUAAUUUUUUUUUGUCUAUCCAAUCUCCAGGACCGUAGUCGUAUUUUACAAACAUAAUAAUCGUAUUUUAGGAUGUCCGAAUGGCGGUCAGCCCCUCCGCGAUCUCACGACCAAUCAAUUCAUCGCCUGCCAGAGCGAUGGCCAGACCUGUCCACAAAGUCAUGAAUGUGUGACCAUCAACUUCAACGGGAAUAUUGCUCAUCGCUGUUGUCCAACGAAAGGUGAGAAACAAGAAAAAAAGGUUUUCGAAAGGUUUUAGUGAAAGAACAUCCAUAGUUGGGAAACGUAUUUUACCCAUAAGAUUGAGUGUACUAGUCCUUUCGCUAGGUCGCUAUAGUGAUUUCAGCGACAUGCACUGUGAGAAAACAAAAGUUCACUUUGCACUGUGCAAUUUCUUGCUUUUUGCACCGCUAAGGUAAACUAGCACAGUCCGGUAAAUGAAUUGGCAAUUUGCCAAAAAAAGACGUGAAAAAACGCUUUGUCGGGGAAGAAAUGGGGAAUUUUUGGGGCGAGAGAGUACGUAUUUGUGUGUCUUUUCUCUGCCUUCUCUGCGAAAUCAAGACGAAGUGUCAAAAACCGAUAGCGAAGGGUCUAUUCUGGUCACUCCUCAGUUUGACAUGCACCCUGCCAUAGGCUUUUUUUGGACUCGUAUCCUUACCUUUUUUGCACAGUACAUGACGCCAAAAUCAUUCCAGCUGACUUUGCGAACGGGCUACUAGUUGUUCCAGAAAGUGCGUAGACUCUUUGUCGUGGACCGCACUUUGCAUAAAACUCACUUUUUUGCCAAGAAUUUGACCUUUUGCAUCGUGCAAUUUUCAUUAUCGAUGCGACGCCAGCUUUUCUCAACUGAGCUGGUGCGGAUUUUGAAAAAUUACAAAGCGCAAAAUUUUUGAAUUUUUGCGAAACGCAACUUGCCCUGUGCGGAGCGAAAGGCCAAAAAAGUCUACGCACUUUCUGGAACGACACAUAUGUAUAAUAGUAGCGCCAACUCUUCCAAAAUCCUCAAAACCACUCUCAAAUCUUUUUUUUCAGCCCACAUCUGCACCCUCCCACCGCAACAAGGCAAUCAAUGCACCAAAAUCUCCGUGACUCGUUUUUACUUCAACAUUGUCACCAAAGAGUGCGGUAGAUUCAGUUACAAUGGCUGUAACGGCAAUCUGAACAACUUUGCCUCCGCGGAUCAGUGCUCCAACUUCUGUACGUCCUCGGCUUGUCGGCCGGGCGAGUCCACCUUCAAGGACAUAAACACCAAAAAAGUUGUGGAAUGUUCGCCGAGUGUCAUCAAUUCCUGUCCGUUGGAUUAUCAAUGUAAGCAUGACCCAUUGACUGGACGUCAUGUUUGUUGCGGAACCCCGCCGUCGGAUGUGUGCCCGGAGGGCGAGAAGGCGUAUGUGAAUCCGUUGGAUGAGACGGUUAAGGAGUGUACGAUAAAUAUGGCGGGCAGCUGUCCAGCCGACUAUUUGUGUCGCUUCUCGCCGAGUCACAAUCGAUAUUACUGCUGUGCUAGUCGGAAUGGAAGUAAGUGUUAUUUAAUAAUAUUCGUUAUCGUCUUUUGUAUUUACCCACUAGAGAAAGAGCUGUUCCACUAGGGAAACAGUUUAUCUAUGGGGGAAACGGUUGACACAUAACAGGAAGAGUUGUCCAAUUACAUAGAUCUAAAAUUUCCAGAAAAUUUUGGAAAAACUUGGUCAAUUAAAGAAAGAUGUGUUGUUAGUGAAAGACUUUACCCACGACAAAAACACUUGACCAACUUGUAAAAGAGUCGACUCAUAAGGAUCAAAAUUGAUAGAAUGGGGGAAUACCUGACCAGUUUACUCGUGAAUUGUCUUCUUUAAGAAAUGUAAAGUCAUAGACGAAAGUUUUGACUCAUGAGCGAACACUUGACCCAAUGAGGGCAAGACCUGACUUUUUGCCAAUAAAUUUUAACUGAUAAAGGAAAUGUUAUCGUAUUGCGAAUAAAUUGAGUCUAGAUUUGCUUUUUUUUAACGAAGGUAAGCCCUAGGAUCUUUGGGAGAACACUUGACCCAUAGGAAACAUACUUGGCUGAUUUCUCGAUCAGUAAUCAGUUUUUCCUUGUGCCAGCUAUCGUAUUUUACCCUCCAUUUCUAGAUAUGUGCCCGGACGGUCGAGCCUUAUACAGAACCCCACGAACCUUUCUACCAACUCGAUGCACUUUGUCACAAGUGCAAAACGGCUGCCCGGAUGGAUUUUCAUGUCAAAGUAGGGUCGACGGAGUUCUUCAGGGCUACUGUUGUACCUCUAAUAGUAAGUUUUUACAUUUUUAACACAUAGAUAGUAAUUUCAUAAAGUGCAACGACACAUACAUUGAGCGUAUUUUACCCUUUUACUCUGUAUUUGAUGCGGUUUAGGUGUGUGUCGAAACGGUGCCGACUUCCUCAUCGACGACAAGACAAAAAUGCCCCAGGUCUGUAUGCCCGGCGCUUUCGCCAUGUGUCCCGCCGGGUAUCGUUGCAACAAGGCCUCAAAUAGCGCGUCAACCGGCUACUGUUGCAAGGGCGAGAUCAAGGCGAUCACCGAGGGCUGCCCGCCCGGCGAAUACGCCUAUACGAAGCAGAAAGAGAUCGUCCAAUGCGACCCGUUCAACAUCCAGGACAAGGGCUGUCCGGCGCACUACAGCUGUCAGUAUGCGAUCGCGUUCCAGCGCUAUCAAUGCUGCGGCAAAGAGCCGCUGGACGAGGAGGCGUUGGAGACGCAAGGCGAGGAUACGGGAUGUAUGAAUGAUCAAGUUGCGUUUAUUAAUCAUAUCUCGAAGGAACCGCAUGCGUGCACGGUGAAUGCGGAGAACCAAUGCCCGUUGGGGUAUUUCUGUCAAUUCAGCGACAAAAAUAAGCAGUUCCAGUGUUGCGGACAAAGAGCAGGUAAGGAGAGGAUCAUUUCAUUGAUAAGACAAAAAAUAAAGUCUCUGGGAAACAUCAGAAAUAUCAGUCUGUCGGGAAAAUAAUGAGCGCUAUGUCGCAUCCAAAAUUUCGCCGCGGAGAAAAUGAAUUGUGUCGCGACAAAAUCAAGUUGCUUUUCACUUUAGCGACACUAUAGGCGCAACGACAGAGCCCUCACUAUUUUCCCGACAGACUAAUGAUUUUUAAAAUACGCAGUUCAGAACACUUCCGCGAGUUGAAAAAAACAAAUAUUUUGGUCUUUAAAAAAAAAAAUUGUUUUUUUUCGCGACAGAACAGUGUAAAAAGAGGCAAAAUGCAAUGUGGGCCAUGCAAAAAGUAUAGGCACUUUGUGGACAGACUAGUAGAGUCUUCAGCCAUCUUCCGAAAUUUUACAUUUUUACCCCAAAAUCAAAAAAUUGGAGAGAAAACUUUUAUAUAGCCUUGGUUACUAUCAUUUUGCAAUUUUAAAAAAAUAUGUUUUCAAAAAUGUAAGGGGUCUUGUAUCAGUCUGUCGGGAAAAUAUUGAGCAAUCUGUUGAAAAUCGCAUCUCCUGAAAACUAAAAUUUUGUAAAAAUCAAAUUGCUUUUCACUUCAGCGACACGACCGGCGCAACGAAAGAACCCUCAUUAUUUCCCCGACAGACUGAUAGAAGCAAUUUCCGUGCAAAAAACAUUAGGCUUAACUUUUUCCAGGCUGCCCAAACCGCAAAGUCGCGUACAUCGGGAUCAGUGGAACAGCCCAGGAAUGCAAGCCGGGCGUUCAGCAGCAAUGUCCCGGAGGCUACACUUGUAUUCGCGGAGAGGAAAACAAAUUCAUUUGCUGUACCAGCGAGGAGCCCGAGUUGCCCGGAGCCAUUGCGACUACUCCAACCACAACCACUGAGCUGAUUGACCCAUCAACGGAGACCACGGAGAAACCGGAUGGACAGUAUAGGCAUCACAAUCGAAAUUCCGCCGAGAUUUCCGUGGAAAUUGGGCCCGUGAAGCCGCGAGGACAUAUGACUUGUAGGCCGGAUGAACAUUUUACCAACGGGCAGUGUGUGUAAGUGAAAAAUUCGGCAUAAAAAAUGCGCUUUAUGGUCGACAAAUAUGGGUAAAUAUUCCCGUUGUCCACGCGUAUAUAUUUUUUAAUUUCUUAGAAUUUUAUCGGCAGAGAAACACUUGACCCGUUGAGGGUAAAAGUUGACUCAAUGCGCUAAAAUAUGUUCAAAACAUGUUGAAAGAGGCUUUUUCCGAGAAGUAGAUAUAUUUUUCCCAUAUUAUUAGAAGCUUUAUUGUCAGAGAAACACUUGACCCUCUGAGGGUAAAAGUUGACUCAACACACAAAAAUGUGUUCAAAUAUGUUGAAAACACGUUUUCAGCAAAUAGAAAUAUUUUCCCGAAUUUUUAUGACUUUUAUCGUUGGAGCAACACUUGACCCUUUGAGGGUAACACUUGACCCACUGUCGGAAAUUUGAUUAAUAGGCUGUGACAAGGAUAAAUACCGAUAUUCUAGGAUAAUUUUAAAAGUUUUUACAGCACAGAAAUACUUGACUCAAAAGUGAAACACUUGACUCAGGUGUUAGAAAGACCUCAAAGAUAAAACUAAAAAUUUUUUAUUUCCAGUCCCCGCCGUCUCGGAGAAGCCUGUAUAACAACAGAUCAAUGUCCCAAGACCUCGGUCUGCUCCAGUUUUGUUUGUCGUUGUCCCGAUGGCACCAAACAGGCCGGCCAGAUUUGCCUGCCAGAUUCGGACGAAGAAGCUGAUAUAGUUGAUGAAAAUGGAGAAUCUAUCCUCUCCACGACCAGAACUCCCACAAUAGCUGCAGUUUUUACUCGAGAGACGACAAAAACACCCAUCAGAAAUACCGGCAGACUGCGGCCUGAGGUUUAUGAGAUCGAAGACAAAGAGAAGGAGUUGAAAUUGCAACGGAAGUGCAAGGAGGAUGAAGUAAUGCACAAGGGACAUUGCCUGAAGCGAAGGGAUUUGGGAGAGAGCUGCGUGACCAAAGAUCAAUGCAAUGGCGGGGCGGGCUGCUACAGAGGACGAUGCAGAUGUCCACCGAACAAGGCGGGAUUCAUGGGACGAUGCGAAGGUAAGGAAGCGAGAUUUUGGGAGGGAAAAUUAAUCUAAUUUUGGAAUUUUUUGGUAAUCAAAAUGGGACUUUAAAAAAAUUAAGGGUUGAAUUUUCUAAAACAUCUAGUUUUUCUGUGUAAAUGUAGGAGAUGUUUACCUCACGUUUUGAAAAAAAGAGAUACUUUUAGAUCCAAGAUUUGAUAAAAAAUUCAGUUCUUUGCAAGUUUUACCACUAAAAAUUUGCGUAGAGCUUCGGAAUGGGCAAAAUAAAAUCAACUUUUCUAGUCGAAAUUGGCACCGAUAUCAGUCUGUCGGGAAAAUACUGAACGCAGUGACGCUACGCCGUGAAAAGCAAUUUGAUUUUUUCGCUGUACAAUCCAUUUUCUGUGCAAUUUUUGACGCGACAAAAUGCGCAUUAUUUUCCCCACAGAUUCAAAAACUAUUAUUUCUAACCCCCAAACUUUCAGAGAACGUCUGCGGAGGCAAUCAAUUCCGUCUUCCCCAAACCGACCCCCUCACUUCCAAUGUUCUCCAAUGUGCGCACGACAACUCGGUUUGCCGUCAGCCCUACAAAUGCACCUUCAGCAAGAUCCUCAAGGACUACAUUUGCUGCAAAUCGACGAACAGAUUGAUCGAGGAGAACAUCCCCACCAUUCGACCCAUUACAAUGGCGCCGAACGUGUUCACAUUCGGGACGACGCGGAGCGCGAAAACGCAUCGGACCACCACCGUUCGCACGUAUCCGUUCGGCAACGCGAAGACGCGCCGGAGUCGGAGAAAGUGCCCCGACGGCUCGUCGCCGUUGAUGUUCACGCACACGGACCAGCCCGUGAAAUGCACACCGCAACGCUCUUGCCCCAAGGAUUACUAUUGCAGCCAUAUGAUUUGUUGUCUGGGCACGCCAACCACGCCGGCGUAUGAUGAGGAGGACGAGGAGUGA